This is a messenger RNA of Schistosoma turkestanicum, 5406 nucleotides long. The record is from the annotation of a GenBank genome assembly. Lineage: Eukaryota; Metazoa; Platyhelminthes; Trematoda; Strigeidida; Schistosomatidae.
AUGACUAAAAUUUGUUUUUUAUCUAAUAAAUAUAAACUUCCAAUUAAACAAGCAUUGGAUGCAAAUUUCAUUGUACUUUAUCAACCUGCUCCAAAUUCAUUUAUUAUUAUACAAAAAAAUGAACCAAUUACAUAUCGUGAUAAAAAUGACAAUAAUUAUCAAGAAAAUGAACAUCAUGAUCAUUUGACUGCGUCUAGUAUCAAUACAAAUGAUUGUCAAGCAAAAUAUUCACAUUGUCAACGACGACAAAGAUUUCGUGUAGUUAUUGGUCCACAAUUAUGUAAUUGUCAACAUGAAAUUAUGCAUGAAACAGAAAUCACUAUGAAAUCAACGGAACCAUGUAUUCAUCUUUUAUUUGUUAUGUUACAUGUAUUGAAAAUACCAAGUGAUGAUUUACAUUUAACAGCAAUGCCUUUACCAAGUUCAAAAGCUGAAUUUUGGAUUGAAAAGUAUCGAAAUCAUCGUCAAUCAAUAGUCCAGUCCUAUGGUAAACAUAGAAGGGACUCAAACACAUUGAAAACUGAAGAAAACCGAUCGGAUAUAUUUAGGUUUUCAGAAAAACUAGUCAAUGUUGAAAUACCAAACACUCGUCUAAUCAUUCCUCAGCCUAUUCGUCAUGAUAGGACAAGUAACUUUCCACAAUUACGUGCUAUUAUGAAUCCGAGCACCUAUCAUUCCAAUGUAUUGUCAUCAAUAACACAAGAUAUUAUCCCUGUAUCUAGAAGAGAGACUGAAAGUGCAGGAACAUGUGAUCAAAGUACUUCGUAUAUUACAGAAACCUCAAGGACUAGUUCCAUUGAUAGUAUAGAAAGUUGUAAAUUAGAUUCAUCCUGUCGAGUAAAUGAUCAACAUCAUCCCCACCAUCAUACUUCAUCGUCGUGUUCCUCUAAUGUGGAGACAGCUUUGUCUCAUCGACGACCUCAAACUGCUCCUCAACCUGAACUGCCACCUCGGCUAGAUCGAACAAGAGCCAAAUUUGUCAGGCAUUCUGCUUCAUCAACAACGUUUCGUCCAGUCAGAGAUUGUAGUCCUUUAAUUCUUGGUGAAGGAUGUUUAACACCAAUUGAAUCGGAAGAGAAUAGUACCAAUAAUAGCCUGAAAUAUCGGACCUCAAUGGCACCAGUAAAUAAAAAUACUACCGCUAUCACUACCACAGUUUAUACAGAUAAUUAUGAUAAAUUACAAGAACCAUUAGUCACUGCAGCAGCAGUACCUGCAAUUACAAAUAAACUUAGUCACUCAACAACUACCACAGAUUUAUUUCAUGGUCUUACAUCCAAAUCGAAUUUCACACAUGCAAGACGUUCUUCAUUUAAACCGAAUACUUCAAUGAAACAAAAAUCUUUGUUGAAUAAUACUUCAAUUAAUUUACAAUUAAUAACUAACAAUCAAACAUCCACAGUUGUAAAUCAUAUGAACACUUUAAAUAGCAUAUCAAUUGGUAAACAAUAUAUCUGUCCUUCUACACAACAACAAACAACAGCACAUUCAACUGGGACUGUAAUUACAUCUACAAAUAUUGCUACUGUACAUGAUGAAUCCUCUAAAAUUUGUAUUUUAUGUUUACGUAAUUGCCCUAUUGUCGAACCUAUUACUACUACUCAUAACAAUAGUAAUCCGAAUGGAUGCCAUCUCAUUGCUAAUAUUAACGGAGGUAAUGGCAAUAAUAUCAGUUUAAUUGAUCCAACUUUAUUUUGUCAGUCUGUACUUUCAGAUCAUGAUGAUGAUGAUGAUGAUAAUGAUAGUAAUAAUAAAAAUAAUAAUGAAAAAAGAAGUAAAAUUAUCUGUGGAGCAAUAUUUCAUGCAAGCUGUUGUAAAAUCUGGUUAGAAGAAAUUCAAAAUGAUGGUGAUUCACCACAAUGUCCUGUAUGUGGCCGUAUGUGGAUUCAUAUUCCUAAUUUUGAUAGUCAUACUGUUGUUGUUACCUGUGACAAAUCUAAUGAUUUUGAUAAGAAUUCCGAUCAUACAAAAUGUGCAUGUUCGAUUACUUUAUCAGAACAAAAUAAUAAUAAUAAUCCUAUCAGUGAUCAUCAACACAAUGAUAAUGAUGAAAUAGAAGAUGAUCAUCGUCAUCACCGUUCAUCCGAUCACGGAAAUCAUAUGCACAUGGAUGAACAACAACCAAUUCAUGAAAUAAUGCAUCAUCAUGAUUCAAAUCAAUUAGCAAAUUCAAACAUUGAUUGCAAUUCAACAAACAAUAUGACCAUUAUAAAUACUUUAUUAUCAAAUCCACCUUUUUCUGAGUAUAAAAGUUGUAUUAAUGCUUUCUCAUUGGAAAUUGCAAAUGCAUUCAUCUCAUGUGAUUGGACAAUUCGACAAUAUGCAUUAAAACAAGCAACUCAUUUAACAAUACGUCAAGUUAUUUUAACUAGACAAUAUCAUUUACAUUCAGUAGAUCAUAAUAAUAAUAAUCUUGUCUGUUCAAUUAAUUCACAUGCUGACAAUUGUGAUACAACAUCAACAACAAUAAAUAGUCAAUUAUAUACAGGAUCAUCAGAUUGUGUAAAAUUAAUGUUUAAAUUAAUUCGAUUUCUACUUGAUGAUCCAGUCGAUGCAAUAUUCACUGAUGCAUUGCGAGCUUUUCGUGAAUUACUUGGAUAUUUAGUUUGUUAUAAUAAAGAAACUCAAACAAUUUUACAAAAAGCAAUCGACCCAAUCCUACGUCGUCUAUUACGUUUUGUUGGUGGAUCAAGUAAUUAUUGGAAUUUACGAAAUCCAGACACAUUUUUACCUGUAACAAUAACACCCAUUCAACAAAAUGAUGAAGAUAAAACAAUUACAAAUCGUAAUUUGACAAGUAACAUAAUGAAAAAUUCUGUUAAAAUUCAAGAGGAAAAUAAUAAUCUUACAAAAGCAUUCAGUGAAUUAAGCACCGCGGAAUCGAAAUCAUCUUUACUAUUACCGAAAAUACCAGUUGAUGUUAAUUUUCGUGAUCGAUCAAAUCUUGCAUUGACUACACUGAUAGAAUUAGCUAAAGGACAAACAGGUGCUUUAGCUAUCGGGCGAGAAGUUCACUCUGCAUCUCAAUGUUUACCGGUCAGUGGAAUACAACAUAUGGUACGUUUUGUGUUAAUUUCUGCUAAAUUUCAUGCUACUCAUUUAAUUGGUCGUCUAACAGUUGUUGACAAAUUAAUUCGAAUGCAUCAAACACGAAGAAUGCUAUUCAUGCAACAUCAAUUGAAACAUGAAAAAUUGUUUCCCAUCCCCUUCUCCUCCACAUCAGCUGAUUUAAGUGGCAUGAAUCAUAAUCACAAUCAUAAUAAUCCUGACAUACCAUCAUCAUCAUCAUCAUCUUCAUCAUCAGUAGUUGUUAAAGAUGAAACAAAUGCACUCCCACCGGCAUCAUCAUCAUCAUUGACAACAACAUUAUCGUUGACAGAUCAAUCAUUAGCAAGACGACAUUUAUGCUCUGCUAUUAUAUUUGCUAGACGUCAUUUAUUACCGAUUUACCCGAAACCAGAUAAUAUGACCAUGUGUUUUCCACAUCAUUAUCAAUUACAAUCAACUGAUACACAUUGUAAUAAUUUUAUGUCACGAUUCUCACCACCAGCACAAGCAACACCAGCCGCAGCAACAGUAGCAAUAACAGGUCAACCACACCAGCAUCCUCAUCAUCAGAAUAGAUUCAAUGCUAUGAAUUAUUAUCAUGAUAUACAUUAUAAAGCUAAUCGAAUUGCUAGACGAGUUUUCCUUACUGCUGCUAGAGCUCUGCUUACUGGACAAGGUGAAGAAAUGUUUGAUCGUUAUGAUCCACUUCCACCGUCUACUUUCAGUGCUAAUUCAUUUAUUGAAUCAGAGAUUAAUCGACUCGAUGCACCAUUGGCUACAUGGUUUCGAAAUCGAUUAUGUUUAUUUCUUAAUUCAUCAAAUGAAAUUAAGAACAAUAAUAAUAAUAAUAAUAAUAAUAGUAAUAAUAAUUGGAAAAUAUCUUUAUCAAAUCAAAUGCCAAUAGAUAUAAAACAAUCACAUGUUACUUCAUGCAGAACUGAUGCUUUAACUUUAUCGUCAUCAACAGUCACACCAUACUCAACUUAUAACAAUAACAACAAUAAUAAUAACACUAAUAUUAGUAAAGUAGAAAAAUCUAAUCGAUUGGAAGAAGUGAAUCCUUCUACGACAAAUAUUUCAUGUCAACGUCAUCAUGAACAACAAACUGUUUAUAAUUCAUUACAACAAGGUGAACAGUUGUUACCUGCGAAAAAAUCCUCGUUCUCUUCUGUUGUUUCCAUUAAAAUGCCACCAAUUCCACCACCUAGAAGAUUAACAAUCCCUAAUUCUGAAUUAUUAAUUGAUGUUAACAGAAAAGAAUCAAUGAAGCUUGAGAAAAAUCACAGUAUGAAUGAUACUGUUACAACUGUCAAUAACAACAAUGUUGAUGUUAAUGAUAAUAAUGAUCAUGAUGAUGACGAUGAUGAAAGUGAAAAUACCAAAAAGAUAAAAGCUCAAAUUUUAAAAUCUUCAUUUGUUCGAAUUGCAUUAGAACCAGCCUAUGAUCUAGUUGCUUUAUCUGAAUCAGGCAAUUAUAGCAGUGUAAGUGAAUUUGAAGAAGAUGAUGACGACGAUGAGGACGAUGAUGAUGAUAAUGAAAAUGAAGCACUAGAUCAACAACAAAAACAACAAAGAACUAAUUUAAAUGAACCAAUUUAUACAGGUCGUUCACUUGGUUCCGAAGCUGAUCUACAAUGUGAACAAGUGACUGCUUUAAGAAAUGCAUUAACACGUUCUACGCAUCAAUUAAAACCUUUAUUACCAAUACCUGGUCUAUCAUUUGUAAUGAAUUCAUUUCAACAAACUAAAAAAUUACCAAAUUCCGAUGAAUAUUAUGAAUCAAUUGAUUGGAUACGUGGUCCUGUUCUAGGUCAUGGUGCAUUUUCACAAUGUUAUCAAGCACGUGAUGUUAGAACUGGUUUAUUGUUGGCUGUAAAACGUAUACGUCUUGGACGAAAUGGUAUAUUUUCAUUUUUCUCUGCAGAUAAACAUAAAUCAUACGCAUCACAAGUAAAUCAACAAAAUGAACAUAAAAGCGGUUUGAAUUGUAAUGAUCAUGAUGCACAAAAAAAUCCAAUUUAUCAUCGUCCAUUAUCACCGACAUCAUUGAAUCAAUUAGCUGAAGUUGAAACGGAAGUACGUAUUAUGCUUCAAUUAGAUCAUCCUAAUAUUCUACGUUUAUUUGGUGCUGUACAUUGUGUAAAACGUGGAUUUGUUGACUUGUUUAUUGAAUGGAUGCCAGGUGGUAGUAUUACAAGUUUACUACAACAAUAUGGAGCUUUCAAUGAAUCGAUUACGUUAAAUUAUGGUAUACAAUUAAUACGUGGUUUAGCCUAUUUACACAAGCAUGGAAUACUACAUCGUGAUUUAAAAGGUAAUUUAAAGGAAAUAAUUUGUUCAUUGUUAUUUUUAUUAUGA